Gastrolobium bilobum is the source of this 2540-nucleotide messenger RNA. RefSeq lists its product as uncharacterized. Lineage: Eukaryota; Viridiplantae; Streptophyta; Magnoliopsida; Fabales; Fabaceae. The coding region runs from base 347 to 2317 and encodes 656 amino acids. The transcript has 6 exons. The record is from RefSeq and is a predicted model, not a curated record.
GCUUUUUGUCUUAGAAGGUAGGUCGGUUGGGGCAAUGGAUACUGAAAGAAGCUUCCUUUGUUCGUUCCCAGUGGACCCAUCAACGUUCUCUUAACCUCUCCACUCUCUGCAACACUCAUCAUCAAACCACAAAAACUAGGGUUCACUUCCUCCCACCUUUCCUUUUUAAUUCACGUACACCUUUUUUUUUUUAUCUUUUAAAAUUUUAUUUCUUUUUCUGUUUUUCACAACUGGGUCCUCUUCCAUUUCUCUUAAUUUCAUGAUGUUGAUCUUAGUAUCAUCGAAUUUUUUUUGGGAUUUUUCCGAUGCAGCUGAAAUUUAAGAAGCUGGAGUUGGAAGUUUAUUCAUGAUCAUGCAAAACUCUGAGAUCGAUCCACAAGAUCAGAGGGAGGGGAAGUCGGGGCAAGGUAAGGCAGUGGGAAGAAAGGAAGAAGAUAAUGAUGUUGCCAAGAAUACUUCCUGCAUGGAGGAUUCCACUGCAAUGACUAUAGAAUUUCUGCGGGCAAGGUUACUUUCUGAAAGGUCCAUCUCAAGAAGUGCUAGACAGAGAGCUGAUGAACUGGCUAAAAAGGUUAUGGAAUUGGAGGAACAGCUUAGGAUGGUGACUCUUCAGAGGAAGAUGGCUGAGAAGGCCACUGCAGAUGUUCUUGCCAUUUUGGAGAAUCAAGGGAUAAGUGAUGUAUCUGAAGAAUUUGAUUCAGGCUCAGACCUUGAAAUUCAUUGCGAAUCUGGUGUGAGUAAUGAGUCUGCAAAAGAGGGCGAGAGGAGACGACAUGGGUCAGAUGAACUGUCCGGUUCUCACGUGGAUUCUUCGCCAGUAUCAAGUAGAAGUUUGUGUUGGAAAGGACGUAAUGAUUCUCCUCAUUCUCUUGAGAAGUACAAAACUACUAAUUUGAGAAGGCGGAGCAGUUUUUCUUCUAUCAGUUCUUCCCCAAAGCAUCGCCUAGGAAAGUCAUGUCGCAAGAUAAGACAUAGACAAACCAGAUCAGUAGAGGAGUCCAGAGAUAAGUCUGUCAAGAUUAACUGCAAAGAAACUGAAUUUGCAUCCUUUUCUGAAGGAUUUCUAAAUGGCUCAGAUGGUGGGUCUAACAUUCCAAGAAUAGAAUCUAACAUUCAGGAAGAAGAUGAAUCAGAGGCGAAACUAGUGAACAAAAAUCAUCAUGUAGAUGAACACGGAAGAGAGAAGGACAUCGAAAAGGCACUUGAACACCAAGCCCAACUCAUUGACCAGUAUGAAGCAAUGGAGAAGGAUCAAAGAGAAUGGGAAGAGAAAUAUAGAGAGAAUAACAGCACAACACCAGAUUCGUGUGAUCCGGGGAAUCACUCAGAUAUGACUGAGGAUAAAGAUGAAAGCAAGGUUCAGAUUCCAUGCUCUGCUAAAGUGGUGACCUCAAAUGCUCAAGAGAUAUUCAAAGCUGAGGCCAGAGAUAACGUGCCAAAAUCAUAUGAUGAUAGGAGAGGUUACAACAAUCAGAAGAGCACAACUUUUAGCACUUCUGAUAUGCUUGGUCAAGAAAAUUCACAUUCCCCACCGAAGGAAAACCAAAAUGAAAGCUCAGUAAACUGCCAUUGUCAGUCUACUGAUAUGAACCAUCAAGAUCCACGUAGGCAUGGCUACCCUGAUUCCAAGCCUACUAAUUCCUUUCCAAGUGAUGUUUAUGGUGGUCUGCAUCAAAAUGAUGCUUCAAGAAACAAAAAGGACCUCCAUGCCGUAGUUUCUCAUGAACAAUCUCUUGAGUUCAAUGGUGUACUUGAAUCACUUAAGCAAGCAAAGAUGUCCCUACAACAGGAGCUCAAUAGGUUGCCACUAGUAGAGGGUGGGUAUACUGGUAAAGCCAUUGAACAAUCAGCUUCUGUUAGUAAAAGUGAGGAUAGAUUUGACAUUCCUGUUGGAUGUUCUGGUCUCUUCAGACUGCCUACAGAUUUUUCUGAUGAAGCAACUGCAAGAUUCAAUGUUGAUAAUUCAAACUUAUAUCUUGAUAGAGGCACAGCUAGAACUUCUGAUGCUCAAUUUUUAACCAGUACUUACUCUGGCACAAAGUUGAGCUUGUGUGCAGAUGAUCAUUCUCUUGCCACUCGAUACUUGGAAAAUGGGUCAAGAUUUGAUUCUCAAAAUCCCCCUUUUGAUCCUUUCUCGAAUGGAGGCCAACCCUCUUCUGGGAAAUACAUGUAUCCCGCGUUUCCCAUCUAUCCAUCCUAUCAAAAUCCAACAUCACAAAUGUCAUUUGGCGAUGAACUUUCAAGACCCUAUUCAAGUAGCACAGUUGGUGUUCCUCUUGCAUAUCGUUUCUCAUUUCAUGGUGAUCAUGUGAGGUGAAACAUGUACAUAUAUAAUUCUACUAGGUUUCUAGCAGCUUCAUUGUUAAAGUGAUGGUUUUAUUGUCAUGUACCUUGAAGGUGAUUCUCUGUAUUCUCUCUCGUUGUGCUGCGGUUGUGAAGAGAAUAAUUUAUGACUAUAAAUUCUGCUAUUCAUCCUGUCUGUUCUGCCUUGGUCAUUCAUUUCCUAGAUUUUUCUCAACAUUGAUAAUGUGAAACUUGUU